GGAGACAAUAAGCAGCACAAGUUUACAUCUUUCUCUCUCUUUCUUCACAACCAAGUGAACCAUAUAAUAAUCAAAUCUCACAACAUUAUCUAUCGCUCCUUCCCUAUAUCACCACCACUCGUUUAACAGAAACCAAAAAAAGAGAGAGAGAGCCUUUUCACUUCUGGGGAGGGAGAGAGCUCUAAUGGCGAACUUGGUCUUAUCAGAAUGUGGUAUAAGACCUCUCCCCAGAAUCUACACAACACCCAGAUCCAAUUUCGUCUCCAAAUCCAUCUUCAAAUUCAGACCAUCGUUGUCGUCUCCUUCUUCCAAAACAUCGUCUCCUCUAGCUAUUGGUCUGAAUUCACGAGAUAGGUUCCGGAGGAAUUGGGGGUUAAAUGUGAGCGUGCCAUUGACGACACCAAUAGUUGAUGAGUCUCCAUUGGAGGGAGAACACGAAGAGGAUAAGCAGAGGUUUGACCCAGGUGCGCCUCCUCCGUUCAAUUUAGCGGAUAUUAGAGCAGCUAUACCUAAGCAUUGUUGGGUUAAGAACCCAUGGAAGUCUAUGAGCUAUGUUGUGAGAGAUGUCGCUAUCGUCUUUGCAUUGGCUGCUGGAGCUGCUUAUCUCAACAAUUGGAUUGUUUGGCCUCUCUAUUGGCUCGCACAAGGAACCAUGUUUUGGGCUCUCUUUGUUCUCGGUCAUGACUGUGGACAUGGUAGCUUCUCAAAUGAUCCGAGGUUGAAUAGUGUGGUGGGUCAUCUUCUUCAUUCAUCUAUUCUGGUACCUUACCAUGGCUGGAGAAUUAGUCACAGAACUCACCACCAGAACCAUGGACAUGUUGAGAACGACGAAUCUUGGCAUCCUAUGUCUGAGAAAAUCUACCAGAGUUUGGACAAACCGACUAGAUUCUUUAGAUUUACACUGCCUCUCGUGAUGCUCGCAUACCCUUUCUACUUGUGGGCUCGAAGUCCGGGGAAAAAGGGUUCUCAUUACCAUCCGGACAGCGACUUGUUCCUCCCUAAAGAGAAACAGGAUGUCCUCACUUCUACGGCUUGUUGGACUGCAAUGGCUGCUCUGCUUAUCUGUCUCAGCUUCGUGGUUGGUCCAAUUCAAAUGCUCAAACUCUACGUAGUUCCUUAUUGGAUAAAUGUAAUGUGGUUGGACUUUGUCACGUACCUGCAUCACCACGGUCAUGAAGACAAGCUCCCUUGGUACCGUGGGAAGGAAUGGAGUUACCUGAGAGGAGGACUUACAACAUUGGAUCGUGACUAUGGAUUGAUCAAUAACAUCCAUCAUGACAUUGGAACGCAUGUGAUACAUCAUCUUUUCCCGCAGAUCCCACAUUAUCAUCUUGUAGAAGCAACGGAGGCAGCUAAACCAGUAUUAGGGAAGUAUUACAGGGAGCCUGAUAAGUCUGGACCUUUGCCAUUACAUUUACUGGAAAUUCUAUCAAAAAGUAUUAAAGAAGAUCAUUACGUGAGCGAUGAAGGAGACAUUGUAUACUAUAAAGCAGAUCCAAACCUCUAUGGAGAUAUCAAAGUGAGAGCAAAUUGAAUGAAGCAGGCAGAGAUAGAGGGAGAAGCUGUGAAGUUCUUCUAUUUCUGACUAGCUGAUUUUUUUUGUUUACUGUCAAUUUAUUGUCACCUACCAUAGACCAGUUAGUGUCUGUAUCUCUGAAUACAAUCAGAUGGAAACAACAAAUGUGUUUUCGAUACUGAAGCUAUAUAAUAUACUCAAUUGGUGUUGUGUUAGCAUGUUUUAGAC
Messenger RNA from Capsella rubella, 1744 nucleotides. RefSeq names its product sn-2 acyl-lipid omega-3 desaturase (ferredoxin), chloroplastic. The transcript has 8 exons. Gene Ontology annotation, molecular function: oxidoreductase activity, acting on paired donors, with oxidation of a pair of donors resulting in the reduction of molecular oxygen to two molecules of water. The record is from RefSeq and is a predicted model, not a curated record. Gene Ontology annotation, biological process: lipid metabolic process. Lineage: Eukaryota; Viridiplantae; Streptophyta; Magnoliopsida; Brassicales; Brassicaceae. The coding region runs from base 185 to 1534 and encodes 449 amino acids.